AUGUGCAACUCGUCCUGGCUCUCCAUCGCUAUCAAAUACGCGAAGGUUGGAAACACCGAUCGAUCUAGCUCUUCUAGGUCCUCAGUUAAUCAGAGAAUUCUGAUUCUGAAAAAACUCUGGUGGUGCUGUUUGGCCCGCGACCGAGUGAUUUCCUUAGGAAUGCGUCGGCCCGUCCAAAUCAGACUUGAGGACUUCCCCUUUAUAAAAAGAAAACUCUCCCUGGAUGACUUCGAAAAGGAAAUAAGUCACUCGGAGGUCUACGACUAUAAAACAAAAAAGGCGCUUUGUAGUAUCUUCAUUGCGCAAUGUGAUUUCUCCCGUGUCGCAACUGACCUCCUAACUACGGUGUACCCCGAGCGAACCAACUCAACCAAAGGCGAUUUUGCUGAGAAUCACGUCAUAUUUGAAGAAAUGAUGCAGCUUCAACUAGGACUCUCCGCCUGGUAUUUUGAGUUUACUACCUGCACUGAAUAUGGCGGAGACUAUGCCCACCCUUCUGCAAGACUCUUCUUAUCUCUGGUUUCAAUGUAUUACCAAUCGGCUCGAAUGGCUCUAUGCAACCAUGCCAACCGUCUAACUGCAGACUACGAGUUGCCGGAAUUCUUACGGGCAACGAUGAAGUCAUAUAACGCAGAACUCUGUGACGCUGUGACCGACAUAACAGAAAGUUUUAAGGACCUCGCUGAUGCGAACAUGGCAAGAUAUCUUCCUGCUAGCGCUAUGGCAUGUACAGUGUUCCCUCUGAUUCUAUGGGGAAUGAACGUUAUCCUUUCGUCAACACCAGCCGAUCGAUAUCGCAAUGCACAGAAUUUUGGGCUGCUUAAGGGACUCAAUCAGUUAUACAGCCAUCGCUUCGACACAAAACGUCUCUCUGUUCUUAUAGGGCAAACACUAUGUUUCUUCAGGCCCAAAAUGGUCGAUAUAGCGAUGAGAUACAGUGGCGCUUCCUUCUCCGACAUAUUUGAGAAGAGUCCGCAAACCUACGUGGAACUUUACCUCUAUCUGGAUAGCUUGAUAUCAGCUGAUCGAUUUCUGUUAAUUGACGGCAAAGACACUUCUUCCCCACUGCCUGUACCUCACCAGGGUGAAAGGGUAGGACAGAAUCCCCCGCUAAAAAAUCCUGAGUCCGAGCAACCAUAUGAAAUGGUUGACCAGAGACUUUCAGACUCCGGACAAUCAUAUGAAAUAGAGGAUCAAGGAAUUUGGGAAACGGUCUCUUUCCCCCCCAGUGUGAACACUUUGAGUAACAUCGAAGAGGGAUUGCCGAAGCUUACAGAACAGAACGAUGAAAACAAUGAGAAACUAGGUGAGGAUUUCUUUGACUACCUCGCCUUUGCCGGCGAAUGA
Penicillium cinerascens is the source of this 1347-nucleotide messenger RNA. Its product is annotated as fungal specific transcription factor domain-containing protein. The transcript is spliced from 3 exons. The record is from RefSeq and is a predicted model, not a curated record. Bases 1 to 1347 code for a protein of 448 amino acids. Gene Ontology annotation, molecular function: DNA binding; zinc ion binding. Lineage: Eukaryota; Fungi; Ascomycota; Eurotiomycetes; Eurotiales; Aspergillaceae. Gene Ontology annotation, biological process: DNA-templated transcription.